Molecule: messenger RNA, 1995 nt
Organism: Prorocentrum cordatum
Lineage: Eukaryota; Dinophyceae; Prorocentrales; Prorocentraceae
Source: the annotation of a GenBank genome assembly
GUUGUCGAGAGGCAGCUCGGCGGUGCGGCUGUAAGCGAGGGCGGUGACGACAAUGACGACGCUGGCUCGGUCAGGACCCUGGGCGCUGACACCGUGGCUACUGGAGUGAGUGGAGCCCCGAGGAAGAGGAAGUCAAAGGCCCAGGAUGCCAAGGAGCAGCAGGAGAAAGCUGCCAAGAUUGCUCGUCAGUCAAGGUCGGUUUGCUGCUUUGGCACCUGCGGUAAGAAGUUGACUGCGAGUGACAAGAGGGAGAACAAGAUAUGCUGCCCAGUCCAUUACAAGCCAUGGGCCAUCGGGUACGCGUACAUGACAGAGGAGGAGGCUGGAACGAAAUACGGCGACGAUCCAUCAUUCAGGAAGGCCUUCGACGGCCCCUCGAAGUACAUGGUUGACAACGAGAUCGAGGUAGACAGAUUCUCUCCGAAGCAGGUCGAGGAUAGCUCUGAGCAGAAGGCUUCCUGCCAGCGUAUCCUUGGCUGCUGGACUCGCCCUGAGAUCUUUAACAAGUUGAAAUAUAUGCCAGAACAGCUCGGGUACAAGUGCUUCACGCUGUGGGGCGUGUUCGGCACGCCCACCUUGGGCGUUCUCACAAGCGAUCUUGAAGGAGCCCCUCGGACGUUCACAUUCGAGUUCUCCAAGAUGUUUCUGCAUGACGACUCCAGUCAGCUCGACAAUGGUCGGGGCCCCUCCGCGAGGUUCGAGGCCGACGAGUUCGAGAAAGACGCUGACAUCCUGUCCGUUGGGGCCGAGCAGGCUACACUCCAGAUCACGGGCAGCCUUCCAGAUAUGAUCGAGCAGGGCAGGUUCCCGCCCGAGAGGAGUGCUGAGCUCAAGGAGCUGGUGGAUAUCACCUCUCAGAUGUCCUUCCCGCUGCCGAAGCGAGACUUUUUCUCGAGUUAUGUCGCGCGCAUCCAGCAGGAGAACAGCAUUGGAAGCCACGUCGGCACGAUGAUCACGUGCCUGCGAGCGUUUCCAUGCGACGUUGAGCGCGAGACUCGCGCCGCUGACAUCAAAUCUCUUCAUGCCCAAGUCAAGGCGUACAACGAGUUCGGCGCGCAGUCGUUACCUGAGGACCUGUCAGACAGCAUCGACCAGUUCAUGGUCAAAGUGAUGAUUGCCAUGGGGAGUGGCGAGGACAUGGAUAUGAUUCAGGCCGUGCUCGACUACAUUCGGUUGGUGUGCGAUCUUGGUCUCGAUCUCAUCGCUUUGAAGGGGGAUUUGUCAGAGCAGAUGGCGCAGUUCAAAAUAUGCCUGCCCGAGUUGUCCAACAUCCAAUGGGACCUCGCGGCGGUCGUGGGCUUCAAGAAGCACGGAGCCACGGCGGAGGCCACGUGGCAGAGCAGCAAGGGCAAGUCGGAGCUCGGCCAGUUCGUUGCCGCGAGUGCGGCCAUGACUGAGGCGAGUGCAAAGACCAAGCUGGACUUCUUCACUCGUUGGCGCGCGCAGGUGAAAGAGUUGGCCUUGGAGGUGGCCACAUUUGAUUGCAACUAUCACGCCGAAGACGUCUUGCAGGCAUGCGAGAAACACAUCUCGCACUCCAUCACCACGGGCGUCGAUGAGGGCUUGUGGCACGACGGCCUCAAUGACGCCACGACCCUCGACCAGUACUUGGAGAAGGCCAAGGAGAGCAUCUUCAAGAUCUGUCGGCCCUCGGCGCUCAAGACUGCGAUUGACGUGGUGUCGGUGAAGCUUGCGGCGGCCAAGAAGAGCCGCGAUCUCCACGGCGACAACGACGAGGGCCGCCACGCUGUGGUGGAAGACAUCGCUACCAAGCUUGGUCGUGCCAAGGUGACCCAGGCUGAGUGUCUCAUGCUCGCGUGCUGCAGGGACUUCGCCGACGCCCCGCUGAAGCUCAAGAGGAACAUCAAUAUCCACCUCAGCAACCUCAGCUCCAAGGAGAGCAGUCUCACCCCGAAGAGUUCGAUGCGCAUAUUUGAGGAGAAGGCUGAUGUCAGGCGCAAGACAGAGCCCAAGCAGCCGAUUUGCCCACCGUAG